AUGUUGAAGGCCCUUCCUGAACACAGCUCAGUGGGUUCUGACAUGCUAGAUAGUAAGGUGCUUGGUCUGGCAGCUGACUAUAUCUAUGGAGUGAGUCCCAUCCACAACGGCCAGGUUUGCAGUACGUGGGGCAACUACCACUACAAGACCUUCGAUGGAGACGUUUUCCAGCUGCGCUCAACCUGCAACUACGUCCUGACCUCCUCAUGCAGGAGCAGCUACAAGGACUUCAACAUCCAGAUCAGAAGCGAGGAGGCCGACGGCCAUCGCAUCAUCAAAAACAUCAUCAUGAAGCUGGAGGGGUCGGUGGUGGAGCUCUCUGAUGGCUCAGUGGUCGUUGAUGGUGAAACAGCCAUCCUACCAUUCAGUAAAGCAGGAAUGCUCAUCGAGAAAACUCCCACCUACAUCAAAAUCAAAGCGAAGCUGGGAUUAGUUGCCAUCUGGAAUAUGGAAGACUCUUUUCUGGUGGAGCUAGAUGUGAAGUACAAGAACCAAACCUGUGGUCUUUGCGGAGACUUUAAUGGGGUCCAGCUCUACAAUGAGUUCUUCAGCCACGGUGUGAAGAUUUCCCCCCAGGAUUUUGCUAACUUCUGGAAAAUGGAUGGUCCGACUGAAAGCUGCUCUGACUUCACACAGGAAUCAACGAUGACCUGCAACAACAUGAAACCUCUGUGUGAGCAGAUCCUUACAUCGCCGGCCUUCAACAGCUGUCACAGUGUGCUGGACGUCUCCUCCUUCACAACCGCCUGUAUUUCUGACCUCUGUCACUGUGGCAGCAGUGGCGUAGAACCGGUCGAGCCCCUCUGCCUGUGUCACACUGUGUCAGAGUUCUCCAGACAGUGCAGCCAUGCUGGUGGCAGACCCCUCAACUGGAGAACCAAGGAGCUCUGCUGGAAAUCGUGUUCUCACCAAAUGGAGUACAGAGAGUGUGGGAGUCCUUGUGCUGAUACCUGCUCCAACCCAGAGGCCAGCCACACCUGUGACAACCACUGUAUCGACGGAUGCUUCUGCCCUGCAGGCACCGUGCUGGAUGACUUGGGCGGAACGGGUUGUGUCCCACUGAGCAAGUGUUCCUGCAGCUACAACAGCAGGAUCUAUGGACCAGGGGAGUCCUACUCCAGUAACUGCAAAAAAUGUGUGUGUGAGAGCGGCCAGUGGAAGUGUACAGAGGAAAGCUGUCCCGGAAGCUGCGCCGUGGAGGGAGGAGCUCACGUCAACACCUUCGAUGGAAAAUUCUACACCUUCCAUGGGGACUGUUCCUACGUCCUGGCAAAGGACUGCAGUGGAUCCCAGUUUGUGGUGCAGGGAGAACUGGUGCAGUGUGGACUGACUGAAAGUGAAACCUGCCUCAAGACUGUGACUUUGGGUUUGUCUGGAGGGGUUAAUGUGAUCACAAUCCAUCCCAACGGAAAGGUUUUUGUGAACGGCAUCUUCGCCCAGUUACCCUUCUCCGCUGCUGGGAUCUCCGCCUUCAGAGCGUCCUCUUUCUACCUGCUGGUGCAGACGUCUGUUGGAGUUCUGUUGGAGGUGCAGCUGCAGCCAAUCAUGCAGCUCUACAUCACAGUGACCAGUGAAUACAAGGCCAAGACCUGUGGUCUGUGUGGGAACUUCAACAGCAACCAAGCCGACGACUUCCUGAAGCUCAGCGGUGUUCCAGAUGCCACAGCAACUGGAUUUGUCAACAGCUGGAAGACUCAUGCCAGUUGCCCAGAUGUGAAGAGCAACUUUGAGAACCCCUGCAGCCUCAGUCUGGAUAACGAGAAAUACGCCAAGCACUGGUGCUCCAUGCUGAGUGACCCUCAGGGGGUGUUUGCCUCCUGUCACUCAGAGAUCAGCCCCGACUCGUACAGUGAGAACUGCAUGUACGACAGCUGUAACUGUGAGAAAAGUGAGGACUGCAUGUGUGCUGCGGUGUCCUCAUACAUCCAUGCCUGUGCAGCUGCAGGGAUCCAGAUCAGCGGCUGGAGGAAGGUCAUCUGUGGGAAAUACGCCAGCUCCUGCCCCAGCAGCAUGGUCUACUCCUACAACAUCACAUCCAGCAGUCAGACCUGCCGUUGCAUCAGCUCCGAACAUCUCAGCUGCCACUUCUCCUUCCCGCCCAUUGAUGGCUGUGUCUGCGCAGAGGAAACCUAUCUGGACGACUCCGGGAAGUGUGUCCCUGCUAAAGCUUGUCCCUGUUAUGACAAAGGCUCUGUGGUGCCUCCUGGACAGGUCGUCAGCAAGGACGGGCUCAUGUGCACCUGUAAGGGGGGCAAACUCAAAUGCAUUGGAGAGAUUGUUGAACAGCCAUCAGCCUGCGUUGCUCCCAUGGUGUACUACAACUGCUCUGCUCAGGGCCCAGGUGCAAAAGGAACUGAGUGUGAAAAGAGCUGCAACACAUUAGACAUGACCUGUGUGACCACAGGGUGCGUCUCCGGCUGUAUGUGUCCCUCGGACUUGGUGUCUGAUGGUAAAGGAGGCUGCAUCAAGCCAGAGGCCUGUUUCUGUGUUCACAACGGCAUCUCGUACCAGCAUGGAGAGACCACCAAGGUGGACUGCAACACCUGCACCUGUAAAGGCAUUAAGUGGGAGUGCACCACCAACCAGUGUGAUGGAACCUGCUCUGUCUACGGUGCCGGACACUACAUGACUUUUGAUCAGAAGCGCUUCACCUUCGAUGGCACCUGUGAAUACAUUCUCACUCAGGACUACUGUGGCAGCGCUGAGAGUAAUGGAACAUUCAGAGUGAUCACUGAGAACGUCCCGUGUGGAACCACAGGAACCACCUGCUCCAAAACCAUCAAGAUCUUUCUGGGGAGUGCAGAGCUGAUUCUAACAGAGGGAAGCUAUCAGGUGAUUUCAAGCGGAAAUGAAGAGACAGCUCCGUUCCGUUUCAGCACUAUGGGCAUCUACCUGGUGGUUGAAGCCAACAAUGGACUCAUUCUCAUGUGGGACAGGAAGACCAGCUUGUUCAUCAAGCUCAGCUCGAAAUACAAGGGUCGUGUGUGUGGGCUGUGUGGCAACUACGACGGCAAUGCAAAUAAUGACUUCACCACAAGGUGCCAUGCUGUGGUGGUCAACCCCCUGGUGUUUGGAAACAGCUGGAAGGAUUUACCGAGCUGCCCCGACGCUAAGAGCAUCAGCGGCCCCUGCACAGCCAACCCAUACAGACAGGCGUGGGCCCAGAAGCACUGCGGCAUCAUACAGAGUGACGUCUUCUCUGCCUGCCACUCCAUUGUGGAUCCUGCUCCAUACUACGAUGCCUGUGCGUUUGACUCCUGUGCUUGUGACACUGGUGGAGACUGUGAGUGUUUCUGCACUGCUGUGGCUGCUUAUGCUGAAGCCUGUAAUCAAGCUGGCAUCUGUGUACGAUGGAGAACCCCAAAGAUCUGUCCUCUCUUCUGUGAUUACUACAAUCCUCCGGGUGAAUGUGAAUGGCACUACAUGCCAUGUGGAUCUCCGUGUAUGAAAACCUGCAGAAACCCAUCAGGCAGCUGCUCCUCACUGAUGCCUCCUCUAGAAGGUUGCUAUCCAAAAUGUCCCCCUGCUCAGCCAUACUUUGAUGAGGACACAAUGACAUGUGUUGUAAAGGACCAAUGUGGCUGCUACGAUAAAGAGAGGAAACACUACAAAAAUAAUGAAAAAGUACCAACCACCGAAAACUGUCAGGCAUGUAUUUGCGGCUCAAUGAACAUCCAGUGCCAUUACGAUGCCCAAGCCUGUACUUGCACAUAUCAUGGAAACAGAUAUCCCACUGGCAGCACCAUCUAUAACACAACAGAUGGACACGGUAACUGCAUCAUAGCAGUGUGCGGGAAGAAUGGUACCAUUGACAAGAGGUCAUACCCAUGCCCAGUACCCACGACACCUACCAGCCCUCCAACCACCUUUGUUUUUACAACAACCACACCAAAGCCACCCACACGCCCAGUCACAUGUAACCCUUGUCAAUGGUCGCAAUGGUAUGAUACCAGCUUCCCCACACUGGGACCUCAAGGAGGAGACAGUGAAACCUUCGAAAAAAUUAAAGAGGCAGGUACCAACUCCAACAACCACCACACCUUCUACCACAACUGA
Messenger RNA from Epinephelus moara (kelp grouper), 4056 nucleotides. RefSeq names its product mucin-5B-like. Gene Ontology annotation, cellular component: extracellular matrix. The record is from RefSeq and is a predicted model, not a curated record. The transcript is spliced from 30 exons. Lineage: Eukaryota; Metazoa; Chordata; Actinopteri; Perciformes; Serranidae. Gene Ontology annotation, molecular function: protein binding. Bases 1 to 4056 code for a protein of 1351 amino acids.